AUGGGAGCACGACGCACAACCUCGAUCCCCGAGGAGGAACAACCUCUAUUGAGCGACAAUGCCACAGCCAUCCCGCCAACUUCAUUACCACCAGCGGAGGAAGCGACCAAGACCGAGCAAGACGAGGUCAGUGGCGUGCGUCUGUACGUGACCAUCGGAAGCCUAUGGCUUGCGGUCUUCUUCGCCGCCAUGGAUUCGUCCAUGAUGGCAACUCUCACCACCCCCGUUGCCAACGAGUUCCACACCUUCUCCCUCCUGUCGUGGGUGGCUUCGUCCUAUCUCAUCGCCACCGCCGCCGUGCAGCCCCUGACAGGCCGAUUGACCGAGAUCUUUGGCAGAAAGGACGGCGUUCUCUACUGUAUCGUCUUCUUCGGUCUGGGCAAUCUCAUCUGUGGCAUCGCAAACAAUACCGGGACGCUCAUCGCGGGGCGUGUGGUCGCUGGUGCCGGGGGUGGCGGUCUGUUCGCCAUCCAGACCAUGGUGGUCACUGACCUUGUCCCGCUUCGCAAACGCGGCGUAUGGCAGGGCAUUGGCAAUAUCGUGUUCGGCGGAGGAAGUUGUCUUGGAGGAGUGUUCGGAGGCUGGAUCAACCAGACGCUGGGUUGGCGACCGGCAUUUCUGAUCCAGGUGCCCUUCGUCGUCGUCUCGGCAUUCAUCGUGGCCAUAUACGUCCAGCUGCCGUCACCGCCACAAAGCGACAAGAACAAGUUGGCCCGGGUUGAUUUCCCCGGCGCCGUCACGCUGGUCGGAUCGCUGGUCCUCCUGCUCUUCGGGCUCAACAGCGGCGGGAACCUCGUGCCCUGGAAUCACCCACUGGUGCUGACCACGCUGCCGCUCUCGGCGGUGCUGCUGAUGGCAUUCCUCGUCAUCGAGGAGAAAUGGGCCGCGGAGCCACUCAUCCUGGUCCGUCUCUUCCUGAAUCGCACCGUCACCGCGGCGUGUCUGUCCAACUGGUUCGAGAUGAUGUCCCUGUACGGCAUGUUCUUCUACAUCCCCAUCUACUUCCGCCUGAGGGGCCUCAACUCGAGCCAGCAGGGCUCGGAGCUGAUCAGCCAGGGCACCGGACUCCUGGUCGGUUCGUUGGUGGCCGGCUUCGCGGUGAAGCGGACGGGGAGAUACUUCCACCUCAACUGGAUGUUCAUCGGGUUCUAUGUGGGCGCGUCGGUCCUGCUGUGUCUGCUCGACAUGGCAUUCCCCCUGUGGGUGGCGCCCGUGUGCCUCGCCAUGUUCGGCUUUGGGUACGGCGGCAUGUUUGUCAUCUCGCUGCUGGCCCUGAUUGCCGCGAUCGACCACUCGGAGCAGGCCAUUGCGACGUCGGCGUCGUAUAUAUUCCGCUCCACCGGGUCGACGAUUGGAGUGACCAUCACCUCUGCGGUCUUUCAAAACGUCCUCAAGGCCUCUCUGUGGAGUCGCUUCGGGGACGAACCCGACGCGGCGACCAUCAUCGGCCGGAUAAGAAACGACCUCGACCUGGAUCUGGUUCCGCACAGUUGGCGCCACGGCGUCGAGGAGAGUUACAUGGGUGCUCUCCGCUCAGUGUGGUUCACGAUCCUGGCUCUGACGGUGCUCGCGUCACUCACCAGCCUGGCCAUGAAGGAGUAUAAACUGUACAAUACGAUUUCGCGGCGAGAGGAGGAGCAGCAGCAGUAG
This is a messenger RNA of Fonsecaea nubica, 1650 nucleotides long. RefSeq lists its product as hypothetical. Gene Ontology annotation, cellular component: fungal-type vacuole membrane. Gene Ontology annotation, molecular function: basic amino acid transmembrane transporter activity. The record is from RefSeq and is a predicted model, not a curated record. Gene Ontology annotation, biological process: basic amino acid transport; transmembrane transport. The coding region runs from base 1 to 1650 and encodes 549 amino acids. The transcript is spliced from 3 exons. Lineage: Eukaryota; Fungi; Ascomycota; Eurotiomycetes; Chaetothyriales; Herpotrichiellaceae.